AUGCCCGAAGACCGAGUUGUUUUCUUCAUCGUCUCGUUCAAGUACUGGUGUUUUCCAUGCAAUGCAUCGGUCAGAACUCUUUAUUCAACACUAGACAUGCGCCUCUAACAGCUGUAAGCAUCACUACACGAUUUUGUUCCACGACUUUCAUCAUCAAUAGAGGCACACUCUUCAACAAGAAAUUUACCGGUGUUUUAUUUUUCGCGGAGUAAUCAUCGAACAGGUGUUGUGACACUCUUGACUGAACAAGACUACCUUCCAUACACAGGAAUCCCCAGAAAUUAUAAGUCGGUCAAAGUAUUGGAGAUGGUGGUCAGCACAGAUUCUGCUCUGUUACUAUCAGUGCUAACUUCACUUUCUAGUUUUUUUCUUGAUGUGGCGUGUUCAACAGUUGAUAAGUCUAAAUCAGAGACGUAUAUUAUCAAGGACUGCAACAGCAUCCAGUAUCGUUUGAUGGUAGACCUUGGCGAACCUCCAUUUCCUGAUACAGCUUGCGAAAUAAAACAGAAAAUGAUAACAUGUUUUGAAAAAAGCGAAGGUUCAGGAAACCUGUUGGACCAAGAUCGAUUUCUUCUCCUCAAGUCUGCAACAGUGGAUAAAGUACUGAUGUGUCCUGACCUCACAUUCCAAAAGUUACAGGAUUCUAUUCAAAACUCCGCCGUUGCACAGACGCUGUUCAAGGAGUAUCCUGCAGGAAUACAACAGCUUCCUGAAAAAUGUGCUUUCGAUAUUCACAAGAGCUGCGAGAAAAAAAUAUUUGAUCAAGUGGUAGUGAACCAUCUUUCAUGGCCUAAGACAACAAAAUGGAGGGCAUGUUACCUCAAGGCUUUGCUACAGCAGCCGUGUUCAGCACCAAUUCUGCAAAACUACGCCGCUUUGCAAGAAAAGUUUGGAGAAAGUUUUAGACAAAAAGAGUUUGAUUUAGGACUCUAUGGACUUUUUAUGAAUGAUCAUCAGUUGCAAAGCAACGGAACCGUAGAAAUAUUAUAAUUUCAUUUUUCUUACAUGAACUGUACAACACAAGGCAAACAAAGUUUAAAGAGCAUUAGGAACUUAUUAAAAAGGUGGUAGAGGUGCAUCUUACAGUUUCAUUAAUAACAUUUCAAACUUGCUAGCUUAAGGGUGUACUCUUGAUAUGACACCAAAUUCUCGUGCCUGACUCACCAGGGUAUGUAUACCAGCUAUAAGAGAAAAUUACUGAUCUGAUCUGCGAGGAAAAGCGAUUGAGAAAGCGAGAACUGAACAUUUCUACGUGUUCCGUCACAAAAUGUCCCGCACUUUCAUGAACAAAUGAAAAUGUUUUCAUGGUUUUUAUUUUACGUUUCUGGACAACAGGCAUUUAAAAGUUGUUUGACGAUAUUACACAGAUACGGGACAAAAGGAGGAACUCCUUAAUGAGAGUUGUCUGCAGAGAAAUAACAAAUUCAAACAACCCUAAUUUUCUUUCAAACACAGGAAUUAACCGAGCUAAAUCACGGGGUUCACAAAGAUUGUUCACAUCAAACACUCCUAAAUAACAAUAAUAAUGAGUAAAAACGAAACUUUUUCAAUUCCAUUUGAAAUAAAAAUAUGUCUACUUUGUUAUGAUUGAUCCUCUAGUUUCCACAAUUGGAGUAUUUUUGUUUUUUUCGUUUAGAACCUCUUUACAUCAUGAACGUCGAGGUUCAAUACAAUGGCAAAAUUAAUGCUUCGCCAGUAUCAAUUCCUAAUUCGCUGGAUUUCUUGUCACGUGGUCGAGCCUCCUCUCCUCAGGUAUCUGAACACCACUAUUCCAGCGGUUGCUACAAGCGCGGCUGUUAAGCCUGCCAGAAUCCAAUAUGACGUCACACUAUCUGCAUUUGGGCCGCAG
Messenger RNA from Stylophora pistillata, 1849 nucleotides. RefSeq lists its product as uncharacterized. NCBI's taxonomy places the organism in Eukaryota, Metazoa, Cnidaria, Anthozoa, Scleractinia, Pocilloporidae. The record is from RefSeq and is a predicted model, not a curated record.